AUGAAAAAUACAUAUAGUAGAAGUUCAAUCCGUAGUGUUGUUAGGCUUGAUCCGUGGGAUUACCACGUCUACCGGGCUUUGGAGUGUGAAUUGGGGCCAGCAAUGCGAUACAAGAAUGUGGUGAGCCAUUCGACGUUGAUCAGUGUUGGUGGUACGCUGCUUACUUUUUUUGUUGUGCUGAGACUUUUAAUAUGGUCGUCGGGUGCAGUGUCUGGCGGGGUUGGUAUGGGAUGGCUGCCCUUUUUCAAGCCGUUUGUGCCCAAUUUGAAGAACGUCCCGGGUGUCGAGUUUUACGAUCUACGCAAUUACCAGGGCGACAAAGAUGGGUGGCAGAGGAACAACCGGAUCCUGUUUUGCGUGCCGCUGCGAGACGCGGCAGAGCAUUUGCCUAGGUUUUUCACGCAUCUGAGCGAGAUGAGCUAUCCGCAUAAUCUGAUAGACCUGUCGUUCUUGGUGAGUGACUCUUCGGACGACACGAUGGGCGUUCUGCUGCAGCAUCUGCAGGUAGCGCAGUCGCAGAAGGACAAGACGAAGAGGUUUGGCAACAUCGAGAUCUUUGAGAAGGACUUUGGGCAGGCGAUCGGGCAGUCGUUUUCGGAUAGACACGGUUUUGCAGCGCAGGGUCCGAGGCGGAAGUUGAUGGCGCGAGCGCGCAAUUGGCUGGGCUCGGUAGCGUUGAAGCCGUACCACUCGUGGGUUUAUUGGAGAGACGUUGACGUCGAGAUUGCCCCCGUGUCGAUUAUGGAGGACUUGAUGCAUCACGAUAAGGACGUUAUCGUGCCCAACGUGUGGAGACCGCUGCCGGAUUGGCUGGGGAACAUCCAGCCGUACGACUUGAACUCGUGGCAGGAGUCGGAGGCCGGCAUCCAGCUGGCGGAGACGCUGACCGACGAGGACUCGGUGAUCGUCGAGGGCUAUCCCGAGUUUGCCACUUGGAGAACGCAUCUCGCGUACAUGAGGGACCCCGACGGUGACCCGGAGGACGAGAUGGAGCUGGACGGGAUCGGCGGCGUGUCGAUCCUGGCCAAGGCAAAGGUGUUCCGCACAGGAUCGCACUUCCCCGCGUUCUCCUUCGAAAAACAUGCCGAGACCGAGGCGUUCGGCAAGCUGUCGAGAAGAAUGAACUACAACGUCAUCGGGCUGCCCCACUACGUGAUCUGGCACAUCUACGAGCCGUCCACCGAGGAUCUGAAACAUAUGGCCUGGAUGGCCGAAGAGGAGAAACGCCGUCUGGAAGAGUCGAGGCUUCGAGAAUUCUACAACAGGAUCUGGGAGAUCGGUUUCGACGACGUGAGAAUGGACUGGUCCGACGAAAGACAAUCUAUACUGAAGAACCUGGAUCACACAGAAUCCUACCAAAACCAAAUCAUCGUCGAUUGGUCCGACAACGAUGAAUCCGAAUCCGCAAGUCAAACCCACGAUUCCGCAGAGCAGCAAGACCGCCACAACCUCGAAGACCAUCAAAACGACGAAGUUCCGAUGGACUUCGAUCCAGAUCAUAACUAA
Molecule: messenger RNA, 1506 nt
Organism: Torulaspora globosa
Lineage: Eukaryota; Fungi; Ascomycota; Saccharomycetes; Saccharomycetales; Saccharomycetaceae
Gene: ANP1
Product: Anp1p
Exons: 1
Coding region: 1-1506 (501 amino acids)
Biological process (GO): cell wall mannoprotein biosynthetic process; protein N-linked glycosylation
Cellular component (GO): mannan polymerase complex
Molecular function (GO): alpha-1,6-mannosyltransferase activity
Source: RefSeq, a predicted model, not a curated record